GGUCCGUAUUACAGCGGAGGUAGAUUCGCUCUUUGGCUGUUCACGUAAAUAUUGUUGUCAGUGUUUUUACUGCUGCUGCAAUUAAACAUUAAUAAUCUCAUUAAUAUAAUAAUUCAAAGAGCAGUUAGUAAGAGCGCGAGAGAGCCGAGCUGCACCGGAAGCUCUGACGUCACCCACAAAGCUACAGAAGUUAGCUUAGCAUGCUAGCUGUAAACAGAGCGGAGCUUAGCAACACAGCGCUAGUCAGAGUGACUGUUUGAUGGAGAGCAAACAGUGUUUUUGACGGAGUUUGUGUGAUUGUGUGAAAAUGUGUAAAGUCCAAAUGCUGAGAGCGUUGGUGAAGCAGCGACUAACUGCGGCUGCUGAAGAGAUAUUUGGGCUGUUUGAAAGAACGAUAGCAGAGUACGAGGAGGAACUUUGUCGUUCAAAAGAGGAGAACGAGCGACAACGGAAACUACUGGACGCUGUUUUCAACCCUCAACUUCGGUUACACAGAGCAGACGUCCAGCAGCUGUCGGUGAUUAAAGAAGAGGUUCCCCCUGAGCAGCAGCAGGAGUGGAGACCCAGUCUGGACCAGGAGGAUCCAGAGCCCCCACACAUUAAAGAGGAACAGGAGGAAGUCAGGACCAGUCAGGAGGGAGAUCAGCUUCAAGGGUUCACAUUCACUCCUGUGAAGAGUGAUGAUGAAGAGAAACCUCAGUCCUCACAGCUUCAUCAAAGACAAACUGAACAGAUGGAAACAGAUGAUGGAGAGGACUGUGGAGGACCAGAACCAGCCAGAAACUCAGAUUCAGAUACAUAUAUACAACCAGUUUGUAAAGACAAUUCUGUAGACUCUUCUGAACCUGACAGUGAUGAUGAUUGGAAGAAGACCAGAGAACCUCAGUCCAGUUCAAACUCUCUGAAUAAAGUCCCUGUAAGUUCCAGGAACAAAGAUCCAGACAGACAGAGACAACCUGAUACUGAUGAGGCUUGGUAUUAUCAGCUCAAAAACCAUCAGUGUGUUGGUGAGUCCUCACAGCUUCAUGAACUCUGGACCACUCAGGAGAUAGAGCAGCUUCAAGGACUGAAGGAGGUUGAUGUCAUCAAGUUCACAUUCACUCCUGUCCCUGUGCAGAUUGAAGAUGAAGAUGAAGAGAAACCUCAGUCCUCACAGCUUCAUCCAACCCAAACAGAGGACUGUGGUGGAACCGAACCAGCCGGGAACUCAAUUCUAGACAGAAAUUUACAGCCAGACACUAAUGAGAAGACUGAAGACUGUGGUGAUGAUUGUGAGAAGACCAGGGAACCUCAGUCACGUUAUAUUAGCAAUAUAAAACCUUUCAGUUGUUCAGUUUGCCAGAGACCAUUCAGCUGCUCACUGUGUGGUAAAAGCUACAUUAAUAAGAGUGCUCUGCAUAGACACAAGAGAACGCACUCAGGUGAGAAACCAUUCAGCUGCUCAAUCUGCCAUAAAAGCUUCCGUCAAAAUAGUUCUCUGCGGGAACACAUGAGUAUUCACACAGGUGAGAAACCAUUUAGCUGCUCAAUGUGCGAUAAAAGCUUUAAUAGAAACAGUCUUCUCCAGGAACACAUGAGAACUCACACAGGAGAGAAACCAUUCAGCUGCUCAGUGUGUGGUAAAAGCUUCAUUAGAAAGGGUAAUCUGCAGGAACAUGUGAGAACUCACACAGCUGAGAAGCCAUUUACCUGCUCAGUGUGCGGUAAACGCUUAGGUCAAAAGCGUAGUUUGCAGUUACACAUGAGAACUCACACAGGUGAGAGACCAUUCAGGUGCUCAAUGUGCGAUAAAAGCUUCAUUAAGAAGGGUAAUCUGCAGGAACACAUGAGUACUCACACAGAUGAGAAACCAUUCAGCUGCUCAUUCUGUGGUAAAAGCUUUAGUGUAGAGCGUGCUAUGCAGCGACACAAGAGAACCCACACAGAUGAGAAACCAUUUAGCUGCUCAGUCUGCAGUAAAAGCUUCAUGAAAAAGAGUAAUCUGCAGAGACACAAGAAAACUCACACAGGUGAGAAACCAUUCAGAUGCUCAGUGUGUGAUACAAGCUUUAGUUUGAAACGUACGCUUCAGUUACACAUGAGAACGCAUACGGAUGAGAAACCAUUCAGCUGCACAGUCUGCGGUAAAAGCUUCUGUUUAAAAAGUACUAUGCAGAGACACAUGAGAACUCACACAGGUGAAAAACCUUUCAGCUGCUCGGUGUGCAGUAACAGCUUCAUUCAGGAGAGUACUCUGCAGUUACACAUGAGAACUCACACAAGUGAGUAACAGUAACCUGUUCAGCUGUUACAGAAAAACAUGGUAGAUGCAUCGUGAUAUCAGAACAACAGAACUGGUGGGUGGCUAGGUCUGUAGCUAUUGCCAAAGUGCAAUAUUUACUAUUUUCUGUUCCACCGGCCAAGAUUUUACUUGUUUAGACUGCUGAAACUGAAAUGGAAAACUAAUCACAGUUCAGUUUACAGUAUCAAUACAAACUGGAUUCACAGAACUUGAUGUUAUCAGAUGGUGAACUGAAAACACCAGAUGGACCUCAGCUGGUGUGCAACAUUUGAAAAGCAGAUGAAGGGUUUGUUCUGAGGUCAUUUUGAAAUAUCUUUACCUGUGUAAUGAGUACUGAGUGAGUGAGUGAGUGAGAGAUUCUCCUUUUUUCUGUAUUUUUUGGGUUUUGGUUUUGUCAUAUUAAUACUCACAUUCCUCGAGGCACUGGCCGAGGAGGUGGAGUAGCAGCCAUAUACGAUUUGAGUGUUUUAAUGGACCCUAAACCUAAACUAAAUUAUAAUUCAUUUGAAAGCCUUGUUCUUAGUCUUUCUCACCCAAACUGGAAAACACUGCAGCCAGUUCUAUUUGUUAUAGUGUACCGCGCUCCUGGACCGUACUCUGAUUUUAUAUCUGAAUUCUCAGAGUUUUUAUCAAGUUUAGUCCUUAAAUCAGAUAAAGUAAUUAUUGUAGGUGAUUUUAAUAUUCAUGUGGAUGUUCACAAUGACAGCCUUAGUAACGCAUUUAAAUCAUUAAUAGACUCAAUUGGCUUCUGUCAGAGUGUAAAUAAACCAACUCAUUUUUUUAAUCACACUCUUGACCUUGUUCUAUCAUAUGGCAUUGGUAUUGAACAUUUAAUAGUCUUCCCACAUAAUCCUUUUCUAUCUGACCAUUAUUUAAUAACUUUUGAAUUCAUACUAUUAGAUUAUAAGCCAUUAGGCAAAACUUCCUACAGCAGAUGUCUAUCUGACAGUGCUGUAGCUAAAUUUAAGGAGAAGAUUCCUUCAGUGUUUAAUUCAGUGCCAUGUCUGAAUUUAACAGAGUCCUAUAACGACUUUAGUCCCUCUAAAAUUGAUAAUCUUGUCGAUAGUGCUACAGGCUCACUACGAUCAACAUUAGACUCUGUCGCUCCUAUAAAAAGGAAAUUAUUAAAACAUAGGAGACCAGCACCUUGGUAUAACCACCAAACCCGCCAGUUAAAGCAAAUAGGUAUCCCCAUGACCUGAAGUAGCAAUGACUUCAUGAGCUUCUUUUAUAAUAAAAUUAUCACUAUUAGAGAGAAAAUUAAUCACCAACUGCCAUCAACAGUUAUCAGUGGCUCUCCAAGUUCGGGGACUUUUUCUAAUGUAAACUCAGAUAUAUAUUUAGACUGUUUUUCUGCUAUCGAUCUUCAUCAGUUAACUUCAAUCAUUUCUUCAUCGAAGCCAUCAACCUGUCUGUUAGACCCGAUCCCAAUUAGGCUGCUUAAAGAAGUCGUACCCUUAAUUGGCACUUCUUUACUGGAUAUGAUUAAUCUUUCUUUAUUAUCAGGAUAUGUACCACAGUCCUUUAAAGUAGCUGUAAUUAAACCCCUUCUUAAAAAGCCCACUCUUGACCCAGGGGUUUUAGCCAACUAUAGACCAAUCUCUAACCUCCCCUUCCUCUCUAAGAUUCUGGAGAGAGUAGUCGCCAAAGAGUUGUGUGACUUUUUACAUAACAAUAGUUUAUUUGAGGAUUUUCAGUCAGGAUUUAGAGUUCAUCACAGCACAGAAACAGCUCUGGUUAAAGUUAAUAAUGACCUUCUGAUUGCUUCAGACAAUGGACUUGUCUCUGUACUUGUAUUUUUAGAUCUUAGUGCUGCAUUUGACACCAUUGACCAUAAUAUUCUUUUACAGAGACUUGAGCAUCAAAUUGGCAUUAAAGGAACCGCACUAAGCUGGUUUAAGUCAUAUUUAUCAGAUCGUUCUCAGUUUGUACAUGUUAACGAUGAAUCUUCAAUAAAUACUACAGUUAGUCAUGGAGUUCCACAAGGUUCUGUACUUGGACCAAUAGUAUUUACCUUAUAUAUGCUCCCUUUAGGCAACAUUAUUAGGAAUCACUCCAUUAACUUUCACUGUAGAUGAUACGCAGUUAUGUCUAUCGAUCAAGCCCGAUGAAAUUAAUCAAUUAUCUAAAUUACAAACAUGUCUUAAGGACAUAAAAUCCUGGAUGAGCUGCAAUUUUCUGAUGUUAAACUCAGAAAAAAACGAAAUUCUUGUACUUGGCCCCAAAAACCUCAGAGACUCACUGUCUAAAGAUAUAGUUACUCUAGAUGGCAUUACCUUGGCCUCUAGCACCACUGUCAGGAAUCUUGGAGUUAUCUUUGAUCAGGAUUUGUCAUUUAACUCCCACAUAAAGCAGACCUCCAGGACUGCCUUCUUUCAUUUACGUAAUAUUACAUAAAUUAGACACAUCCUAUCACAGACAGAUGCAGAAAAACUAUUCCAUGCAUUUGUUACUUCAAGGCUGGAUUACUGCAACGCUUUAUUAUCAGGUUGCCCCAAUAAGUCCAUUAAAACGUUUGUUGCAAUCUGAAAUGGCACUAAAUCUUACACACCGGCCACAAGAGUGCGAGCUGCAUGGCUAACUGAGAUAACAGAGGUGGCAGAGGUUAGUGGCAUCAAAUUGUGUUAAUUGCAGAUCGCAACUGCCUCGGAAGUUUCUAAAGGAGAAACUAUGGUGGGCGUAAAGUGCGCAAAAAUACAAAGGCAAAGAUUCUAAUUUUCAGCUUAUUAUACACUAAUGAAAACAUACCUAAAAAUAUUAUAUUACAUUUCUGACAAUAAACCCUCCUCAGUGUUACACAAUGGACCUUUACAGACAUAAAAAUGCAAUUUUCUGAUGUUAAACUGAAGGUUCUUGUACUUCGCCCCAAACAUCUCAGAAACUCAUUAUCUAAAGAAACAGUUAUUCCAGAUGUUAUUACUAGUCCAUGCAUUUGUUACUUUAAGGCUGGAUUACUGCAACUCUUUAUUAUCAGGUUGCCCCAGUAAGUCCAUCAAGAUGCUCCAAUUAAUUCAGAACGCUGCAGCACGAGUACUGACAGGAACUAGAGAAAAAGACUAUCGGGGGAUUUCCCAUGGUGCACUGAGCUCCUCUCUUCCUCUCUCUCUCUGCACUCAUUCAUGUCCCAUUAAUGCAUGUUACUAACUUCACUUCAUCCCCGAAGUUCUUGUGCUUUCUCCUCUCGCAGGUUCUUAUCGAUCCUGGUGGAGCCUCCUGCCAUGGUCCUGCUAGAUUGCCAUUGCCAAUACUGUUGUUGCUGUGCACCUGUCUGUCUGUCUCUCUCUUACCCCAACUGGUCGAGACAGACGACCACCCACUUAGAGCCGAAGGAUCUGUCCUAGGUUUCUGCCUUUUAACAGGCAGUUUGUCCUUGCCCUUGUCGCCAAGUGCUUGCUCAUGGUGGUACUGUUGGGUCUCUGUAAAUAAUGUUAUAAAGAGUUCGGUCUAGACCUGCUCUAUUUGAAAAGUGUCCUGAGAUAACUUCUGUUUUGAAUUGGCGCUUUACAAAUAAAAUUGAAUUGAAUUGAAUUGAAUUGUAUCAGAAUAUGUGGCUCAGCCUGUCAGAUGUUGUAUCAACAGUGUAACUACAUGACUUUUUCUUAAAGCAUUAUAAUGUCGGUUUUACAACCCAGAAUCCAAAAUAGUCUCACACAAUGCAGUAAUUUGCACAUCAUUUUCAUCCUAUAUUCAACUGAAUACAGCACAAGUCUUACACAUGUUUUCUACACACAUUUCCAAAAAAGGUGGAACAGGGGUGUGUUUCCUGUUACCAUGGGUACAUGUACAACUGCUUUUGUGUACUGCAGUGCCCCCUUCUGGUUGUUCAACAGCAGAGGAGGGGAUUUCCACAGUCCAAAAAGAAACAUUCUUCCAGAUUUGUACAUUAAACCUACAAGUUCAGACUUAAGUUAACUUGAUAGAAUAAAUGAGUGGAAAUAUAAUGUGAUUCAUACUAUCGCACCUAAUUGCUAAUUUUUUAUUCAUUUCUACUUUUCUUUUUUCUUUUCUAAAAUGAAAGCUUCCCAUGUUCAACUGAAAAAAAUUAAAACUAAUGUGUAAGAAAACCUCUGGAAGAGCUAAGCUGUAGUUGGUUUUGUGCACUGUAUUGUGGGAAACUGCCUGCAGUGGUUCUGAUACUGUGUAAACUGAUUGUGUUGGGGUGAGAGAGAGAGAGAGAGAGACAUAGACAAAGGUGCACAGCAACAACUACACUAAUAGUAGUGACUGAUGAUGAUGAACAUGAAGAAGAUGAUGACGACGAAAACAAUGAUGGGGGACAAUGAGCAGUGAUUAUAGUAAUAAUAGUAACUGUAGUAAUAAUAACAAUAAUAUCAGUGAUAUUAGCAAUGGCAGUCAAGCAGGACCAUGGCAGGAGGCUCCACCAGGAUCGAUAAGAACCUGCUAGACGAGAAAGCACAAGAAGUCCGGGGAAGAAGUGAAGUUAGUAACAUGCAUUAAUGGAACAUGAAUGAGUGCAGAAAGAGAGAGAGAGGAAGAGAGGAGCUCAGUGCACCAUGGGAAAUCCCCCGAUAGUCUAGGCCUAUAGCAGCAUAACUAAGGGAUGGUUCAGGACUCACCUGAUCAAGCCCUAAUUAUAAGAGUUGCAGUAAUCCUGCCUAGCAGUAACAAAUGCAUGGAUUAGUUUUUCUGCAUCUGUCUGUGAUAGGAUGUGUCUAAUUUCUAAUAUUACGUAAAUGAAAGAAGGCAGACCUAGAGGUUUGCUUUAUGUGGGAAUUAAAUGAUAAAUCCUGAUCAAAUAUAACUCCCAAGAUUCCUGACAGUGGUGCUAGAGGCCAAGGUAAUGCCAUCUAGAGUAACUAUAUCUUUAGACAGUGAGUCUCUGAGGUUUUUGGGGCCAAGUACAAGAAUUUCCUUUAAUGCCAAUUUGAUGCUCAAGUCUCUGUAAAAGAAUAUUAUGGUCAAUGGUGUCAAAUGCAGCACUAAGAUCUAAUAAUACAAGUACAGAGACAAGUCCAUUGUUGGAAGCAGUCAGAAGGUCAUUAUUAACUUUAACCAGAGCUGUCUCUGUGCUGUGAUGAACUCUAAAUCCUGAUUGAAAAUCCUCAAAUAAACUAUUGUUAUGUAGAAAGUCACACAACUGUUUGGCGACUACUUUCUCCAGAAUCUUAGAGAGAAAGGGGAGGUUAGAAAUUGGUCUAUCAACCAGUCUUUGUGUAUUGGUUAUAUUCUCAUUAGUGUUUACCAUUUGUGUUUUUUUAUUGUUUUACAGAACAUUGUGAUACUUCAUUAAAUUAAUAUAUAAGAAUAGUUGUGUUUACUGGAGGACUUCACACUUUUAGCAAACUGUCUAUCUUUGAAUAUGGACAAAUUAGGCCAGUAAAUGUACCUCUGUGUUACAUCACCUUUUAACAGCACUCAGUAAGUGAGUUAGGGGGUUAGUUAUUUUAUUACACCAGAUGGGAAACUUGAUUUGCAGUCAGGGGCACAAACAAAAAAAUAAUAAGUACCGAAAACACAAAAAGGAUUUCUGUACAUACAAUUUACAGUAAACCGUAAUACAACAAUAACAAUGCAAAAGAAGUAAGAUGCUAAAAAAAGUUUAAGCAAAUUAAGCAGGGUUACUGUACAAGGAACAAAGGAGUUUUUACUCCUGUUGCACUUUGGUUCUCUGAAUUUACGGCCUGUUAAGUCCAGUAUGGACCUAGCCUUGUGGAGAACCUGCUGAUAAGAUGUUCCUUUAAAAAUAGCCAUCAGGACCAGAGUUAGUUGAGCAGACAGCGGAGCCAGGCUCAGCAGCCUCCCGGUGACCACAGCUGGCACCAAACAGCCUCUGAGAAAGAUGGAGGCCAGCUGAUUCACAGCAGCUCCCACCAGCACUCGGACUCCGGGGACGUUGAAUAUUCUGCAGGAUCGGGGAGCGACAGCAGAUCACACUGUUUAUUGUGAACUGAUUUUUAAGUAAAGUUAUAACUUUACAUCAGUGUAUUGAUUAGAAUGUGGGUAUGUGUUUUAGUGGAGAGGACUGAAAACUAUCUCUGGUAACAACAGAGACAGAGGGAGAAACCUAGUCUCUAGUGACCCAGAUAGAGUAAAUAAACGAAAGUAGUAUUUUAAUAGGUUUGAUUCUGCCUGGCUUUCCUAGAUAUCCUGAUGCCACUUUUUGAUUUCUCAUCCCAUCACUGCUGUCUGUCAGAUGUUUGAUGUGUUAAAUCCACAUGGUAACUAACAAGAAACAUUAUAAAACAUAAUCAAUAAUGUCAGUUUAUGAUUCAAUGUAUUUAUGUAUGUAUAUGUAAGUUUUCAAUCCGUUAAGUUUAGUAAAGUUUCUUUGUUGUUGCUUCAAACGGCAUUAAAUGUUAUCAACAUUC
Dicentrarchus labrax (European seabass) is the source of this 8610-nucleotide messenger RNA. RefSeq names its product oocyte zinc finger protein XlCOF22-like. Gene Ontology annotation, molecular function: RNA polymerase II cis-regulatory region sequence-specific DNA binding; DNA-binding transcription factor activity, RNA polymerase II-specific. Gene Ontology annotation, cellular component: nucleus. Bases 308 to 2269 code for a protein of 653 amino acids. Lineage: Eukaryota; Metazoa; Chordata; Actinopteri; Moronidae. The record is from RefSeq and is a predicted model, not a curated record. Gene Ontology annotation, biological process: regulation of transcription by RNA polymerase II; central nervous system development. The transcript has 2 exons.